Messenger RNA from Podospora pseudocomata, 2460 nucleotides. It is a transcript of the gene hxk1, whose product is annotated as hexokinase. The transcript has 4 exons. Gene Ontology annotation, cellular component: mitochondrion; cytosol. The coding region runs from base 854 to 2302 and encodes 482 amino acids. Gene Ontology annotation, molecular function: glucokinase activity; mannokinase activity; D-glucose binding. Gene Ontology annotation, biological process: glucose 6-phosphate metabolic process; glycolytic process; mannose metabolic process. NCBI's taxonomy places the organism in Eukaryota, Fungi, Ascomycota, Sordariomycetes, Sordariales, Podosporaceae. The record is from RefSeq and is a predicted model, not a curated record.
CCGCCUCGAAUCUCAGUCAGCUCCUUUUCAACUGUUGGCAAGACAAAGAUUAUCCAGCCGUGCCAGCCUCAUAUCUUACCCAAACUCCAAUUACAACAUCAAAAUGGUCGGUCUUGGUCCCAAGCGUCCUCCCUCCCGAAAAGGCACUGGUACGUAAACAGUUGGUUGCAAUCUCCAAACCCCAGCUCGGGAAUCUCCAACAGCUUUCCAUGCCCAACAUAACCCCUCUCGGCUUUAUUCAUUGCUGCCUAUUGUUUUUGUUGAAUACAAGAUAAAGUCAGGCACAAUUGCUCCUGCCAUCCGUCUGAUUGUAUACUCAGAAGGGCCAAGUGGUUCUUCCCCCCAGCGCCUUGUGUGGUUUUGGUGCCGUGUCGCGUGCGUAUCAUCCGGGAAGAGGCGAAGCGGAAGUCACGUUGGAGUGAAGACCCUAUCUGUGUACCGUCCGCGAUAAUCUUGGAUGAUGUGACAUCACUCACUCUUCUGGUUUUCUGCAUGCUCAGUCACCAACACACCACCAACCUAUCCGAUCAGGCUUCCCAGCAUUUCCCCACCUUGCUCUGCCUUGGCAUAUUUCUUCCUAAAGUACCCUUUUUGCGAAUCGCUAUAUUCGAUCCCUACUCUGGCCUGCAUUAGGUACCCAGCCUCCUACCUUGCCCUACAAAUAAGUACCUGAGCCAUGUCUUUCUUCGGCAUGAGAUCCCUGGUCAAUCCCGACAACGUCAACCAACACCACCCAAUUCCUCUGUCAAAGAGCCACGCCUACCGACACCACUCUAUUUUCUCCAGCAACAGUUCUCAGUCCAGCCGACAGGGCAAGGCCUGUGCGCUCUUGUCCCUUGUUUCUUAACUGACCAUGUCUUCAGGCUCGUUUGUCGAAGUCCCCAAGGACCUGCUCAAGGAGAUUAAGCGCCUUGAGGAGCUGUUCACGGUUGAUACGGCAAAGCUCAAACAGAUUACCGACCACUUUGUCAAUGAACUCGAAAAGGGUCUCAGCAAGGAGGGCGGGACCAUCCCCAUGAACCCAACAUGGGUCAUGUCCUUUCCCACUGGCUAUGAGACCGGUACUUACCUGGCCCUUGACAUGGGCGGCACCAACCUGCGUGUCUGCCAGAUCACUUUGACGGAGCAAAAGUCAGAAUUCGACAUUAUCCAGUCAAAGUACCGCAUGCCCGAGGAGCUCAAGACAGGUGUGGCUGAAGAUCUGUGGGAAUACAUUGCCGAGUGCUUGUUGCAGUUCAUCCAGACUCACCACGGCGAUGUCGCCAAGCUCGACAAGAUUCCUCUAGGCUUCACCUUCUCCUACCCUGCCACUCAAAAUUACAUUGAUGAGGGCAUCCUUCAGCGGUGGACCAAGGGCUUCGAUAUCGAUGGUGUUGAGGGCCGCAAUGUUGUUCCCAUGUUUGAGAAGGCCCUUCAAGAGCGGGGCGUGCCAAUCAAGCUGACUGCUCUUAUCAACGAUACCACCGGCACCCUCAUUGCCUCUGCGUACACCGACACUAAGAUGAAGAUUGGUUGUAUCUUUGGCACCGGUUGCAAUGCCGCUUACAUGGAGGACUGUGGUUCUAUCCCUAAGCUUGCGCACCUUAACCUCCCACCCGAUACCCCCAUGGCUAUCAACUGCGAGUGGGGAGCUUUCGACAAUGAGCAUAAGGUGCUCCCUCGGACUCCCUACGAUGAAUCCAUUGAUACGGAUUCACCUCGCCCCGGUCAACAGGCAUUUGAGAAGAUGAUUGCAGGGUUAUACCUGGGAGAGAUCUUCCGCUUGAUCAUGGUAGACCUGCAUGACAACCAUAAUGUCAACAUCUUUGCCGGACAGGAUAUUGGGAAGUUACGGAGGCCGUACACCCUUGACUCGUCAUUCCUGUCGGCCAUUGAGGAUGACCCGUUCGAGAACCUGUCCGAGACCCGCGAGCUCUUCCAGAACCAACUUGGCAUCGAUCCCAACCCCUCAGAGCUCGAGCUUAUCCGCCGUGCUGCGGAGCUGAUUGGCACCCGUGCCGCCCGUCUCUCAGCCUGCGGCGUUGCUGCCAUCAGCAAAAAGAAGGGCUAUAAGGAAUGCCACGUCGGCGCUGACGGGUCGGUAUUCAACAAGUACCCUCACUUCAAGAAGCGCGGUGCGGCUGCCCUUCGUGAGAUUCUCGACUGGCCCGCAAAGGCGGAUCCCAACGAUGACGACCCCAUCGAGAUCUUGGCCGCCGAGGAUGGAAGCGGCGUGGGCGCUGCAUUGAUUGCGGCUUUGACACUGGAGAGGGUCAAAAAGGGGAAUAUGCAUGGAAUUUUGCACCCGGAGAACUUCCACUAAGCGGGUGUGUUUUGGAGUGUUUGUUGAGAUUGGGUAUAGGAUUGCAGAGCAUACGGAUUACGAAGUUCAAGAGUAGCGGAUGGUUUCAGUUCCGUUGAUCACAGAUUAUAGUAGCUUAGAACGUUGAAUUAAGGGGCUUCAUUUUGUCAUUGUAUCUG